CCUGUAAUUAAGGCUUGGAAGGUUACCGUGCACAACGGGUUAAGCCAGAUAACACCAAGCACAAGUAUAUAUUUCAAACAUGCAUUACAAUAAUACAAAAGUCCUACACCGGCACCUGUACUUGUUGAAAGCUUUUUGACAAAGUGUGGCAUUUUGAGUGGCGCAUGCGCACUACAUUGGAGAGACCGCACAGCCUGAAGUAAUUUGUUAAAUUAAAAGAAUAACAGGUUUUAGGUGACACACAAGUGUAAGGGAAGUUGUCUGCAAUCUUUUAAACAGGUGUGCAAAUGUAACGUUAAUAAUUUUUACUAAGAUAGCAGAAGAGUUUGAAACACAUUCAAAACAAAUAAACAAGUUAGCUGUGCAAGAGGUUUGUGUACCUCCCUGUUGUGGCGUGUGAACGUGAAACGGCUGGCGCUGUCCAAGGUAAUAAACACACAAAAAAGUAAAAUGCCGCCUGAAAGGGGAUUGCACAGAAGCUACACAAUAAUCCACUGUUUUGUUCUUGUAGAGCUGGUGAUAAUGGCAGGGACUGUCAUGCUGGCUUAUUACUUCGAGUACACCGACACUUUCAACGUACACGUUCAAGGAUUUUUCUGCUAUGACAGCUCGUACACCAAGCCCUAUCCUGGACCCGAGGAAAUAAGUGCGAUCCCUCCAGCCCUCCUGUAUUCAGUGGUUGCGGGAGUCCCAACUCUGGUUAUCUUUAUUACAGAAUGCGUGGUGUUUUUCCUUCAGAUUGCCACAAAAGAUUUUGAAAACCGUGAGAAGACAAUAGUAACUGGAGAUUGCUGUUACCUGAACCCACUGGUGCGCAGGACGGUCAGGUUUCUUGGAGUAUAUACAUUUGGACUUUUUGCCACUGAUAUUUUUGUAAACGCUGGGCAAGUGGUGACAGGGAACCUUGCACCUCACUUCCUUACAGUGUGCAAACCUAAUUAUACAAGCCUAGGCUGCCAGCAGACCAUUCGGUUUAUCAGCAACCAGGAGGCCUGUACUGGCAAUGUGGAUGACAUCAUUAGAGCCAGAAAAACCUUCCCCUCCAAAGAGGCAGCUCUCAGCGUGUAUGCUGCACUCUACCUGGCUAUGUACAUCACUAGCACAAUGAAAGCCAAAGGAUCAAGACUUGCAAAGCCUGUGCUAUGCAUGGGUCUGAUGUGUAUGGCGUUUCUCACUGGAGUGAACAGGGUAGCUGAAUACCGGAACCACUGGUCUGAUGUGAUUGCAGGAUUUAUAAUCGCCGUGGCAAUAGCAACCUUCCUGGCGGUGUGUGUGGUGCACAACUUCAAGCGAAGGCAUUCAGAAAGUGAAAAAACUCAGCUGGACAGCCUGCGUAAUAUACCUAUGAUCAACCUCCCAAGAGUAGAAAGCCCAAUGGAGAAAUAUCCGCCGGCAGUACAGAAUCACAUCACCUUUGCCGAAGUCACAUGACGUUGAAGAAGGAGUCCGUUCUACACAUUGGUCAUCCUCCCUAUUCACCGUUCAAUCAUCAUAAUUGGAGUGAAAUACUUAACCUGAGGUUAUCUAAUUGUUUAUGAUCAUGGUAUCUUCAAACACAUCAGCAAACAAUCUCUCAAAUUCAGACCGAAAGCUGAAAAGCACCGAAAGAGACUAUCUGCUUUUAACCAGUUGUCUACAGAAUCAUUGACUUUUUAUUUUAUUCAAACUUCUCCUCAUGAUUGCUAUCAAACAUGCCACUUCUUCAGAAGGAAUUCAGUAUAUGGAAUUCAUCUAAAUGUAUUGCCCAGCCCCAAAACUGCAAAUGUUGUAUAACACUACUAUACCUUUAGUUAAAUGCAUUUAUUUAUUUAUUUAUUUAUUUAUUUAUUUAUUUAUUUUACAAUUACAAUGUGAACAACAUUUGGACAUACAUAUUAAAAUAUACAGUGUAUACUACAUUUAAUAAGAUAUAUCUUAAAAAAAGACUUUAUAUUCAUGUAACACUUGGAAUUGAAUUAAUGGGUGAUUGUAAUGAAUGGUUCUGUGUGAGGUCACAUUUUUAUCAAACUGGCUGCAUAUUACACAGCAUACAGUAACAUCAACUUUUGCUUUAGAUGGAUGUUCUGUGUAAGCAUAGUAACAAAUACAUAAUGUAUAUUUCAUGGUUACGUUAUUGCAUAAGCUAUGCAAGAAUAUUGACACUCUUAAAUUAUACUUUCAAGGAUCUAUUUUGAAAAUAAAAAUGCAAAAGAACCAGAAAAAAACCCUGUUCUCUCAAUCAACACCAACAAGGCUUCUGUGCAGAUUGAUAACCAGAGACCUUGAAAUGAAUUUACACACACACACACAAAAAUAUGAUCUUUCUCUAAAAACAAAUCUCACAUUUCUCCAGAAAGGACAUAUAAAAAAUGAUUCUUAAAUAAUGCAAUGUUAGAGUGUUACAGCUAUAGCAUGUGUCUACCUGUUGCUGCUUUCGCUUUAUUCAAAUGUUUUUAUUUGUUCUUUGUUCUUUUGAAGUUGAUCAUGUUUCGUGCCAAGUGACAUACCCCAAUCAGGCACAUAAACCUGCUAAAAAGCUUAACUUGCAACUUGAUAGUAGAAAUACAAUAUUAGAAAUGCUGAAACAAUAUAUUGCAUAAGGUUUAUAUGGAUACAGCAGAAGCAAUACAUUUUGUAAAUACUACAUCUUGUUUCUUAGCAUAUGAUAUUUUGAAAAUUGGUCCUUUGUUGUUAAGCUUCUUAAGAAUAUUAUGCAACACAAAACCAAAUUCGCUUGAUAUUAUAACAUUAAUCUGCAAAGCAAUAACACAAUUUAAUUUGCUUCUGUCCCAGCUAUGUAAACAAAUGCAGGAUUUAGCUGAGUUUACAGGAUAUCAGAAUUCCUUGAGGGGUUGUUUGACCAGGAAUAUAAUCUCUUUAAUUAAACAUAUCUCACUAGGUGGGGAAUAGAAUGAAGACUGCUUUAUGGGAUCAUUAAUGCAAGUCUAAUCCUUUCUGGUCCUGCUGCUGUAUCGUAUAGUUCAAGUAAAGUACAUAUUACAAUUAUAACAUUAUAUGCAGGUAUUAAAAAAUGCUUUUGCAAUUGUGUCACUCCAUAUUAAAGUCUUGGUUUGUAGAAAAUGGCAUUUUACCAUUUAUUUUCUGUUCUACAGGACUUUGCAGUAAUAUAUUGACACAUGCUUUGCUUCUUUUUGAAAAUGCAGAAAUGUACCUUUUUACUUUCUUUAAUCACAUCCUUUUAUUUUAAUACUUAAUUGUGGUAGUAGUCGUGAAUAUAAAUCGUUGAUUAUGUGGCAGCUUGUAAUUAUGUUAUUCUGUGAACACAGUUUUACCUUCUCUUAUGAACGUUGUAUUAAGACAGCUAAAGCAAUAAUGGAAAGCUGAACAGCUUGAAUUUGAAUCUUUAAUGAUUUUGGUUACUAGCUCAAAGCAUUCUUGCAACCUGUUCAGUAACUUUGAAUAGCUUAGUUUUGUAGCAUCUUCUGAAUAUUGUUUUCUUACAUUAUUUAAAACUUCACUGUAUAUCUACUGGACUUCAAGAUUUUUUUCCCGCACUGUAUGUAUGCUACAUGUUUUGGUCCUGAAUUAUCGUUCAUUCAAUAUGAUCCCUUACUCUAAAAUUAUGCUCAAUCUUACUGUUCGUUUUUUACACUGUAGAUAACAAAUUGAUAUUCCAUAGUUUCAAGACCUUUUUUUAAAUAAAAAAGAAAAUGUAAAUAAA
Messenger RNA from Acipenser ruthenus (sterlet), 3661 nucleotides. RefSeq names its product phospholipid phosphatase-related protein type 5-like. Bases 451 to 1431 code for a protein of 326 amino acids. The transcript has 8 exons. Gene Ontology annotation, molecular function: phosphatidate phosphatase activity. Gene Ontology annotation, biological process: phospholipid dephosphorylation; phospholipid metabolic process; signal transduction. The record is from RefSeq and is a predicted model, not a curated record. NCBI's taxonomy places the organism in Eukaryota, Metazoa, Chordata, Actinopteri, Acipenseriformes, Acipenseridae.